AUGUAUUUCGGCAGCUUCCCGUUCGGGGAUGACAUGCGUGGCCCUGGUCCGCGACGAGGAGGGAGCAAAGAGAAAAACAACACCAAAUUCUACGAGAUUCUUGAAAUCGACCGCACUGCGUCGGUUGCUGAUAUCAAGAAGAGUUACAGAAAGCUGGCCAUCAAGCACCACCCCGACAAGGGAGGUGAUCCUGAGAAGUUCAAAGAAAUCUCUCGGGCCUAUGAAGUUCUGUCCGACCCCGAGAAACGGCGGAUCUACGAUGAUCACGGCGAAGAGGGUUUGGAAGGCGGCGGCGCGGGUGCCGACCCCACAGACAUUUUUGACCUUUUCUUCGGAGGCGGUCGCCGCAUGUCUCGGCAGACGUCCAAGAAGAAGGGAGAAGACAUCGUCUCUGCGAUGAAAGUUACCUUGGAACAGAUGUACUCUGGCGCGACCAAGAGAAUGGCCAUCAACAAGGACGUUCUCUGCAAACAGUGCAACGGUAUCGGCGGACCCGCAGAUGCCCUCACCACGUGCCCCGAUUGCGACGGCCAUGGAGUUAAAGUUGUGACACGCCAGAUCGGCCCCAUGAUCCAGCAGACUCAGAGCGUGUGCCCGGCGUGCAAGGGAGCUGGCAAGACGAUGGAUGCAAGCAAGCGGUGCAAGUCCUGCACAGGAAAGGGCGUCGUGAAGGAGAGAAAGAUCCUCGAGAUCUACAUUGAAAAGGGCGCGAAGAACCACCACAAAGUUAUUUUCCGUGGCGACGCCGACGAGCGUCCGAAUGAAAUCCCCGGAGACGUCAUCUUCAUUCUGGAGCAGCAAGAACACGCGGUCUUCAAGCGUCGCGGGAAUGAUCUUUUCAUGACGAAAAAGAUCUCUCUUCUCGAGUCUCUCUGCGGGUACAAGUUUGUGCUGACACACCUGGAUGGCCGUCAGCUCCUCAUUCAGAGUCCCCCGGACACCGUCACCAAGCCCGAGGCCGUGCAGAUCAUCAAGGGCGAGGGCAUGCCCCAGCAGAAGAACCCCUUCUUGAAAGGCGAUCUCUUCAUCGUUUUUGAGGUCGAAUUCCCGGAACACGUCAGCGAUGCAGACGCGAAGAAACUGGCUCAGAUUCUCCCCAAACCGACAGAGGCAGUGAUGGUCAGUGAAGACGAUCCUCAUGUGGAGAUCCACGUGGCGGAGCCCGUGGACCCAGACGAUCUGCGCAACCGCCAACAGACGCAGAGAAGCGGCGAGGCGUACGAGGAGGACGACGAGGACGAGCAUCCAGGCCAGCAGCGCGUCCAGUGUCGGCAACAGUAA
Neospora caninum is the source of this 1281-nucleotide messenger RNA. Its product is annotated as DnaJ domain containing protein, related. The transcript has 9 exons. Gene Ontology annotation, biological process: protein refolding; response to heat. Gene Ontology annotation, cellular component: cytoplasm; cytosol. The coding region runs from base 1 to 1281 and encodes 426 amino acids. Lineage: Eukaryota; Apicomplexa; Conoidasida; Eucoccidiorida; Sarcocystidae. The record is from RefSeq and is a predicted model, not a curated record. Gene Ontology annotation, molecular function: Hsp70 protein binding; ATP binding.